GGCAGUGGGUGGAUCCAGAUGAAAGGGCUAGGGUGAAUCCUGAGAGGUCCAUCCUGUUUGGGAAAGUGGAUGUGGGUGGGUCUCAGUGGAUGCAUCCCAUCUGGGGGAAGGGUAGAUCCUGAUGGAGACCAAGAGACCUGGACACGCAGUUCUGAGGAGGAGGCUGGCUGGGCAAGCCCUGGAUCUAGAGGAUUUAGGGUCAGCCCAGGUGGCUGUGCCAGGCACCCAAGUGGCAGGAGUUGCAGCCUUACCUUCCUAGCUCGAAGAUGCUAGAGCCCAUCUCUGGUCCCUGCUUGCAGCUGCUGAAGGCAGCUUGGCCGAGGGCCCUGCCCAGUACCCAGUUGCAACUGGUGGCAGAGGGCGAGAUGAGAGAACAGAGGCUGAAGCUCUCCUUUUCAUUGCCACUUUGCCUUGGCAGCUUGGUGUCCCCCUCCCUGAAUGCCCAUGAUGGAGAAAUACCAUGUCCUGGAAAUGAUCGGUGAAGGCUCCUUCGGGCGAGUGUACAAGGGCCGCCGGAAAUACAGUGCCCAGGUGGUGGCCUUGAAGUUCAUUCCCAAGGUGGGGCGGUCAGAGAAGGAGCUGAAGAACCUGCAGCGGGAAAUUGAGAUCAUGAGAGGCCUCCAUCACCCCAACAUCAUCCAGAUGCUUGACAGCUUUGAGACCGACAAGGAGGUAGUGGUGGUGACUGACUAUGCAGAGGGGGAGCUCUUCCAGAUCCUGGAGGACGAUGGGAGUCUGCCUGAGGACCAGGUCCAGACCAUAGCUGCCCAGUUGGUCUCUGCUCUCUAUUACCUGCAUUCCCACCGUAUCCUGCACCGCGACAUGAAACCCCAGAACAUCCUGCUGGGAAAAGGCGGCGUCAUCAAGCUCUGCGACUUCGGUUUUGCCCGUGCCAUGAGCAUCCACACCAUGGUGCUGACCUCCAUCAAGGGCACCCCCCUGUACAUGUCUCCUGAGCUGGUGGAGGAGCGGCCGUAUGACCACACAGCCGACCUGUGGUCCGUGGGCUGCAUCCUGUAUGAGCUGUUCGUGGGCACCCCUCCCUUCUACACCAGCAGCAUCUUCCAGCUUGUCAGCCUCAUCGUCAAGGACCCGGUCAAAUGGCCCAAAGCCAUAAGUCCAGUCUUCAAGAGCUUCCUGCAGGGACUGCUGAUGAAGGAUCCUCGCCAGCGCCUGUCAUGGCCAGAGCUGCUCUCUCACCCCUUCAUUGCCGGACGGGUCACUGUGAUUGAUGACACAGAAGAGCAUGGGAUCUCAAACCCCUUCACCAGCAAGCUGUCCCCAGAGCUGCAGGCCCUGAAGGAGCAACAAGCCCAUUCCCUGGCUCCCAGGAGUGGCCAGUCCAGGAUCCUGAGAAAGGCCCGGCAGAAGAUGGCUGAGGAGGCCCGGAAAAAGGGACAGUUGAAGACGGACACUGCAUCUAUGAAGGACCCUGGCAAAGGAUGCCCAGGGCGUAAACCCAGAGCAGCUCCUGGGAAGGCAGCUCUUGGGGAAGGAGAGCCACCAGCUGCUGCCAAAGAGAAAAACCCAGGCAUCCUGCAAGGAGGGAGCAGCGUGGCAGAGUGGGAGCUGGAGGAGCCUCCUCCAAGCGCAAGGGAGCACAGCAUCACUCGAGACUAUGAGCAGGAGUUUCCUGGACCAGGGACCUUUCUGGAGCCUGGCCCUGUCAGGGCAGAGCCCCGGGGCAGACACAGCAUUGAGGCUGUGGAUCUGGAGAGCGAGGAGCUGGAAAGUGAUGAGGAGUGGCAGCAUCUGAUCGAGGCCACAGAGCCUUCAGCCAUGCAGCUGAGCGCGCCACUGAGCCUCCUGAGGGACUCGGCCUUCCGGCAGCGCGUCCGGGCCCGCCUUGCAGACUCCAGCCAGCAGGUGCUAGAAGGGAUGCUGGAGGGAGCCUCCCAUCUCCGUCCUGCACUCCGUGUCGUGGGCAACCUCCUGGCUACCCAGUGUGACUCGGAGCUUCUGGACCACUUUUGCCGAGAACUGGAUAUGCCUCUGUCCCUCCUGUGUUUAGCCAAGCAGAUCCUGGAGAGUGGUAACACCAAGCAGCAGCCCUGGUGUAUUGUGGUGCUGGCGGACCUCAUCAUGGUGACCACAGCUUAUUUCAGCAGUGAGUGCGGCCUGCAGCAGAAGGGCAGCUUGCAGGCCUUCCAGGAGAGUGCCGGCCACUUCCUAGCCCUGCUGCCGGAGCUGCUGGCCCAGUCGGCUGACAGCGAGAUGAGACUUUGCCAGCAAAGCCUCCUGUGCUUCACUCUGCUCUGUGAGAGCUUGGAUGCGAGGUGCCCCUCUGUCUCUGCCCCCUUUUAUGCCAGCCUGAGAGAGAAGCAUCAGCCCGUACUGAAUGGACUCCUCCAGGGAUCCACCUUGGAGCAGCCUGCUCUGCAAGGUGCAGUGAUGGAGGCCAAAUCAGCCCAUGACCAGAGCCAGCAUGUGGCAGAUCUCUUUACGGCCGCACUGGCUGCUGCCUGCAGCAUCCCCCUGGGGAGGAACGGGUGUCGGGAAGCCAAGCAGCAGGUCGCUCAGGAGGUGGCUGAGAAGCUCAUGGAGGGAGAGAGCCAGCAGCUUCGGAGGCUGCUGGGGAAACUGAAGCAUCCAAGCUGCUCCCUGAAUGUGCUCAAGAUCCUCUAUGCCGGCUGCCAUGCCAGCCCGAGCCUGUGCCAGCACCUGGGAAGGAGCCAGCGAAUGUGGGGUUCCCUCAUGCAGCUCUUAAAGGGCAAGGUCCCCAUGGUGGAUGUGGCACAGGGGGCAGCCUGCGAGGCCUCUAUGCACCUGGUGGCCCUUCUCAUCCUGCAGCUCCAGGGGUCCCUUCCCAGGCUCGAGGAGGUGGUUAUUUUGGCCAUGGAUAUUAUUACCCGGUCUCCUGUUGUCUCUCUUGUGGGUGCCGCAGCAUUCCUCCUGACACAGCUCAGUCAGCAUGGGGUGACCACAGCGCUCAAGGGAGAGGAGAUCCUGCCGGCAGUGAUGAACGCGCUGACGGCACCUGCUGAGGACGUGGAACGGGGCUUUGCUGCCUCGGAGCUGUGGAGCGUUGUAUGGCAAAGUGUUGCUGCGGUGCUUCAUGUGGGCAGUGAGAAUGCAGCACUGGAAGGAGAUAGCCUGGGAGCAGGCCACCCCAUGGCAGAGCUGGACUGGAACCUCCUCUCCCCUCAAGGCACCCUGCUCUUCCUCAGUCUGGCCCUCUUCGUCUUCACCUGUGAGUCGCACCACUGCCUGCCUCAGCUCGCCCAGCCCUGCAGUGUCCUCAUGGAGACACUGAAGACGCUGCUGUCCCCCAGCUUCCUGGCAAACCUGGCGCAGACACAAGUGGGGGAGAACGGGGACCCUGAGCUUGUCCCAGCUGUGGUGCUCCAGGCCUGCCAGCUCCUCUGUUUCCCUUUUGCUGUGGAUGUGGAUGAAGACACAUUGGCAUCAAUCACGAAGGUUGUGAGAGACUCCCAGAUCCCUGUUCACCUGCUGCAGGCCUGCUGUCAUCAUCUGCCCCUCUCGGAUACAGAGCUCCCCAUGAGCCUCUUGUGCCACCUCGUUGUGUCUGAUGAGCAGGUCAUAGACCAAGCUGUGAGGGAGGCUGCGGCCUCGGAGCACGUCAUUGCCUUCUUGACAACCGUCUUGUUUUCAGACAACCGAACGCUCACAGCCGACCUCCUGUCCCUCUUGACCCACGUGGCCCGGGUCUGUGCGGAGCACCUACCCUUUCUCCAAAGGAUCCUGGGGGGCUCAGACAUGGCCUACCAGCCACUGACCCACCUGCUUGGCCAUUGGGAACAUACCAUACGUGCCAAAACCUGCCAUCUGCUGGGCAACCUGCUCCGACACAACCACAGCUUUCCCCAGGCGCUGCAGAGCCAGCUUGGCCUGCUGGAGAGCCUGCUGGAGUGCCUGGCGGACCAGGACGAGAAUGUGCGCAAGGCAGCCAGUUUUGCAGUGGGCAAUGCUGCUUACCACAAGUCCUCCCCAGCUGAGACCCUGGGCAGGGCCAUACCCAGGCUGACAAGACUCUUGAGCGAUGCGCAGACCAAGACGCGCUGCAACGCAGCCUCAGCCCUGGGCAACCUGGGCCGGCACUCGCCAGAGCUGGGGAACCUGCUGAUCCAGAGCAAGGCCCCCCACAUCCUGCUGGAGGUGGCCUGCCGGGACCCUCAAGCAAGCGUGCGGGAAGGAGCCCUUGUUGCACUGCGGGCCAUCAGCCAGCACCCAGGGAUACAGCAGGUGCUACUGUCCCUCAGAGCCAGUGAGAAGCUGGCUGCGCUGGCCAGCAGGGACUCUCAGCCCACUGCUGGUGGCAGCCCGCGGCCUUCUUCCACUCGACUCUGCAAGAAGCUCAUCCAGCUCCUUGCACCUGUGCACAGUACCUGAGAAAGCCAGCGCUGAGUAG
Struthio camelus australis is the source of this 4369-nucleotide messenger RNA. The record is from RefSeq and is a predicted model, not a curated record. NCBI's taxonomy places the organism in Eukaryota, Metazoa, Chordata, Aves, Struthioniformes, Struthionidae.